This is a messenger RNA of Nannospalax galili (Upper Galilee mountains blind mole rat), 951 nucleotides long. RefSeq names its product olfactory receptor 6K3-like. Gene Ontology annotation, biological process: G protein-coupled receptor signaling pathway. Gene Ontology annotation, cellular component: membrane. The coding region runs from base 1 to 951 and encodes 316 amino acids. The transcript has a single exon. NCBI's taxonomy places the organism in Eukaryota, Metazoa, Chordata, Mammalia, Rodentia, Spalacidae. Gene Ontology annotation, molecular function: G protein-coupled receptor activity; olfactory receptor activity. The record is from RefSeq and is a predicted model, not a curated record.
AUGGUGAGAAGUAACAGAACUGUGUCAGUGACAGAGUUUCUCUUCUCUGGAUUUCCCCAGUUUGAAGAUGGCAGCCUCCUCCUCUUCAUCCCUUUGUUCAUCAUUUAUAUAUUCAUUGUUACUGGGAAUCUCAUUGUGUUUUUCGCAGUCAGGAUGGACACUCAUCUUCACAACCCCAUGUAUAAUUUCAUCAGCAUUUUCUCAUUUCUGGAAAUCUGGUAUACCACUGCAACGAUUCCCAAAAUGCUCUCCAACCUCAUCAGUGAGAAAAAGACCAUUUCUAUGAUUGGGUGCCUGCUGCAAAUGUACUUUUUCCAUUCGCUGGGAAAUUCAGAGGGCAUUUUGCUGACCACCAUGGCCAUUGAUAGGUACAUUGCUAUCUGUAAUCCUCUCCGCUACCCAAUCAUCAUGACCCCGAGGCUCUGUGCUCAGCUGUCUGCAGGCUCCUGCGUCUUUGGUUUUCUUGUACUACUCCCAGAGAUUGCAUGGAUUUCCACACUGCCUUUCUGUGGCCCCAACCAAAUCCAUCAGCUCUUCUGUGACUUUGAACCUGUGUUGAGCUUGGCCUGUACAGACACAUCCAUGAUUCUGGUUGAGGACGUGAUCCAUGCUGUGGCCAUCAUCUUUUCUGUCUUGGUUAUUGGCAUAAGUUACAUCAGAAUCAUCAUUGUGAUCUUGAGAAUUCCAUCUGGGGAAGGACGUCGGAAGGCUUUCUCUACCUGUGCUGCCCAUCUUGGUGUCUUUCUAAUGUUUUACAGCAGCGUGUCCCUCAUGUACCUGCGUUUUUCAGCUCCUUUCCCACCAGUCUUGGACACAACCAUUGCACUGAUGUUUGCAGUUCUUGCUCCCUUUUUCAACCCAAUCAUCUAUAGUCUGAGAAAUAAGGACAUGAAGAUUGCAAUUAAAAAACUUCUCUAUUCUCAGAAGAUGCUUAAUACAUCUGCAAGUUAA